This is a messenger RNA of Malurus melanocephalus (red-backed fairy wren), 4435 nucleotides long. It is a transcript of the gene AMIGO1, whose product is annotated as adhesion molecule with Ig like domain 1. Gene Ontology annotation, molecular function: protein binding. Gene Ontology annotation, biological process: brain development. The transcript has a single exon. The record is from RefSeq and is a predicted model, not a curated record. The coding region runs from base 1347 to 2828 and encodes 493 amino acids. NCBI's taxonomy places the organism in Eukaryota, Metazoa, Chordata, Aves, Passeriformes, Maluridae.
UCGGGGAGGUUCGGCUUUAUUCGGGCCGGGUCGGCACCGUUCGGCUGUGCUCGGCUGAGCUCGGCUCCGCUCGCAAAAGCUCGGCUGCGUUCGGGCCGGGUCGGAACCAUUCGGCUCAGUUCGGCUCGGUUCGGCUCCGCUCGCCUGAGCUCGGGGUGGAUCGGGGAGGUUCGGCCAGGCCCGGCCCGGCCCGGCUUGGUUCGGCGCGGCCCGCUCGGUUUCUUUCGGCUUUCCUCGGCUCAGCUCGGCCGGUUCGACUUCUCUCGGCUUGGUUCGGCUCCGCUUGGCUCCGUUCGGUUCGGUUCGGUUCGGUUCGUCUGGGCCCGGCUCUGCCCGGUCGCCGCCGCACCGGGCCCGGUAACGCUCGGGCCCCAUCCCCGGUCCAGGCCCGAGCCCAGCCCUGGUAACGCCCCGGGAAGAAGGAGGGAGGAGGCGGGGAGCAUCCUCUGCCGCUCCGUGCACAGCACGGACGGGACCGGGGGGCCGGGGGGAUCCGGGCGGGAGGAGCUGGCAGGAGCCCCCGGGCUAGACGUGCCCCGGGUGAGCCGUGACAGUGGGGACAUGUCGUGACUGCGGGGACAGAGCCACCCCACACCGUGACCUGGAUGGGCAGUGACCCAGGGGCACGCUGUGACACGAGGGGACCGACCCCCCUGAGCCGUGACAGCGAGGGACCACGAGCACAAAGCCACUCCAUGUCGUGACACUGGAGGACCAACAGCUGCCCCAAGCAAUGACACUGGGUGCACACCAUGUCACUUGGUGCCAGACCCCUCAACGCAGUGACACCCGUCACCAAGCGCCCUGCGCCAUGACGCCAGGUGAGCAGCCAGAUUGGCACAUGCUGUGAUACUGGGUGACAAAGCCACCUCUUCUGCACCACUGCUAUCCUGGAUUGGGACACCAAGUGACCGAAGCCACCUUGCACCAUGAGGCUGGGUGAGYCCCGAGCCCAGCACCUGCAGUGACACCAUGUGACUGAAGCCACCCUGGACCAUGACAUUGUGUGAGCCCUGAUCCUGGCACAUGCUGUGACAGUGGGUGACCAAACCACCCUGUGCUGUGACACCRGCGGACCAAAGCUGCCCUGGACUGUGACACCAAGUGAUCGACCAGCCUGGCACCUGCCACUGAGUGACUGAAGCUUCCUUGGACAGUGAUACCAAGUGACCAAGCCACUUUGCACUAUGACACCUGGUAAGCCCCAAAUCCUGCACCUGCUGUGACACUGUGUGACUGAAGCCACCCUGGACWGUGACACUGGGUGACCAAGCCACUCUACAUCGUGACACCGUGUGACUGAAGCCUCUUCKUGCCCCUUGUUCUCCACGCUGCAUAUCCUAAUCAUGCUGCCAUCCUGUCACCCGUGCGUGGCCAUGGGGCCGCUGUCCCURCUGCUGGCACUGUCCCUGCUGUCCCCACGAGGGGCUGCGGGAGGGACCUGCCCCCCGCGCUGCGUCUGCGCCUCCAACCUGCUGAGCUGCUCGCAGGCCAACCUGAGCGCGGUGCCGGCGCCGCUGCCGCGCUUCACCGCYGUCCUGGACGUGAGUCACAACAACGUGACGCGGCUGCGCGCGGACUGGGCGCCGGCACGGCUGCCACACYUGCACGCGCUGCUGCUGAGCCACAACGGGCUGACCUUCGUGUCCACCGAGGCCUUCACCAACGUGCCGCGCCUGCGCCACCUCGACCUGUCCUCYAACCGCCUGCGGACGCUGGACGAGAACCUGUUCAGCGACCUGGGCGAGCUGGAGGUGCUGCUGCUCUACAACAACGAGAUCACCACGGUGGAUCGCACGGCCUUCGAGAACCUGGGCCGGCUGCGCAAGCUCUACCUGGGSCAGAACCGCAUCGCCCGCUUCCCGCUGGAGCUGCUCCGGGAGGGCAGCCGGCUGCCGCAGCUGGCGCUGCUGGACCUGUCGGCCAACCGGCUGCGGRCCGUGCCCUCGGGCGAGCUGCAGGCGCUGCCCGCCUGGCUGCGCGACCGCCUCUACCUGCACAACAACCCGCAACUGGUCUGUGACUGCCCGCUCUUCCAGCUGCUGGACCGCGGCCACCGCCGCCGCCUCAGYGCCGUGGUGGAUUUCCAGGAUGAGCUGCGCUGCGUCCUGCCCGGAACGACGGCUCCCAUCAGGAUCCUGGAACUGGCAGGCCGGCAGCCUCUCAACUGCAGCAGGGUGCAGGAGGCCGUGCUGGAGUCGCACCUCGGGGACAGCGUGAUGCUGAACUGUGACAGCCGGUGGCAGGGCGUGCGCGGCCGGCACUGGGUGACGCCGGGCGGGGAGCGGGUGCUGGGGGACGGGGGCAAUGGCAGYGUGGUCCUGCUGGCCAACGGCAGCCUGCAGCUGCGGGCGCUGCGCCCCGAGGACUCCGGCACUUACGCCUGCUUGGUGGCUGGACCCCUCCUCAACGAGACCAUCUACGUGGAGCUGCUGGUGCACAACUUCACCCUGCACGGCCCCCACGACACCCUGAACACGGCCUACACCACGCUGGUGGGCUGCAUCCUGAGCGUGGUGCUGGUGCUCAUCUACCUGUACCUCACGCCGUGCCGCUGCUGCUGCUGCCGCGGCACCGAGAAGCCGCCGGCGCCGCGCGACGACAGCAUCAACUCCUCGGUGCUCAGCACCACGCCGAACCACGCCGGGGGCACCGGGGAACCCGGCGGAUCCCGUGUCGCCUCCGGUGCCGGCACGGGGCAGAACGGCAGGUUCAAGGGUGGGGGGACGCCCCCGAUGCCCCCCCGGCAGGGCCCCAAGGCGCAGAGGAAGGUGUCGGAUCCAGACUCGGUGAGUUCCGUCUUCUCCGACACGCCCAUCGUGGUGUGAGGGGACACUGUGGGGACGGUCCCCUGGGACACCCCAUGUCCCCACCACCACUGUGAGCUGUCCCUGAGUAGGAGGGGUGGCCAGACCCCCGCUGCCGUGUCCCCAGCUUGGGGGGGGGUCACACCAUCACACUCCAGGACUGAGCAUUGCCGCUGGCCCCCGCCAAGAUCACUGUCACCAUAGGACAGUGAGGGACAAAGAUGUGGAAGGGACACACACUUUGGGGACUGUCCUCCACUGUGACUGUCCCUGGGCAGGAGAGGUGGCCGGACCCCCACUACCAUGUCCCUGGCUUUUGGAGAUCCCACCAUCAUCCCCAGGACAGARCAUCAUCCCUGGCCCCCACUGAGAUCACAGAGGGACUGUGAGGGACAAGGGUGUGAAGGGACACAUGGUGGGGACAGUCCCCUGGGAUGCCCUGUGUUCCUGCUGCUGCUGUGACUUGUUCUCCAUGGACACACCAUGGGCAAAAGGGGUGGACCYCUACUGCCAUGUCCUCAAACUUGGGGGGCAACACCACUGACCCCCAGAACAGAGCAUCGCUGCUGGCCCCCACCAAGGUCACAGUGCAACCACAAGGGACAAGGAAGGGACACACCAUGGGCCCCACUGUGACCUGUCACUGGGCAGGAAGGGUGGCCAGAGCCCCACCACCACGUCUGCAGCUUUUGGGGAUCCCACCAUCGCCCCCCAGGACUGGGCAUYGUCCCUGGCUCCUGCUGAGAUCACUGAGGGACUGCGAGGGACAAGGGUGUGAGGGGACACACCAUAGAGAGUCCCCAGGGACAUCCUGUGUCCCCACUGCCACUGCGAGCUGUCCCCAGGCAGGAGGGGUGGCCGGACCCCCACCACCGUGUGCCCAGCUUUUGGGGAUCCCACCAUCACCCCCCAGGACUGAGCACCAUCCCUGGCCCCUGCCAAGGUCACCGUGGCACUGCAGUGGACAAGGGUGUGAGGGGACACCCAUGGGGACACUCCUGCUGUGACCUGUCCCUGGGCAGGAGAGAUGGACUCCCACCACYGUGUCCCGUUUUUGGGGGUCUCACCGUUGCCCCUCAGGACUGAGCAUCACCGCUGGCCCCUGCUGAGGUCACCACAAGACCACAGGGACACAUCUCCAUGGGGACAGUGGGGCCACCAACUGCAGGGCAUCAGCCCCACCGGAGGACUGAGGGACAGUGACAGUGGCAGCCAGGAGCCCCAGGGCUGGCAGCACCAGGCAGACCCCCCCUCCCUGCGGCCCUGUUCCCCCCAAUCCCCCCGGCCCCCCUUGGCAUGUGCAUGGCCAAGCAUGAGUCCCCCGGGGAGCAUGUGCCACCCCCGGGGGGACACCGGGGGUGUGUCAACCCCCUGGGGAACCCCAACACCCUCCUGCCCCCCCUGCAACCCACAGCCGCCAGCAAAGCCCUCUCCCCUGCAGGGGGUGGAACCUCGGGGGCUCUGGCACCCCAAAAAGGUGGUGCCCCCCCUGACCCCCUGUGCCAGCCCAGCCUGUGUCUCCUGUGCCCCUACCCCGGACAUUCCCCGCUGCACUGGGCAAUGCCCACCGAUGCCUUGGCCAAAAUAAAGGUGUUUCCCUCAUGCCUGCACAACCCUCAGUCGGUUUG